AUGGUGCACUCUCCGUCCGACUCAGGGAUUAAAAAUGUACGCGACUUCUUUACGUCCGGCGACAAGGAAAAGAUCUCUCCGGAGCUCAAACGAACCCUGUCACUGCUGCAAUUAUCCGGCCUCGACAGCCUCGAAGAGCGUUUCCUCGCGACUGCUGCAUUCCUAGAGCCAUGGGCUGUAUUCCGCGAUUCGAUCUUCCUGUUGCAACCGGAUGCAAUGCCACGCGCGACAAUGAUAGCCACGGAAGAAAGGGAGGAUGGUGUAUCGCGCACGGAUCUAUUGUGGUUUUAUACACAAUUCGACGAAGGGAUGCGCCGCUACGAUCCACGCGCGAACAAGUAUAGCGUGGAGUACACAACAAACUCAAGUGUGUAUGGUGUGAUCGACAAGAGCGAUUGGAAUGUGGAGGCGUACGAGAAGCAUCUCUUCGCUUGGCUGCUGCAGGUAUUCAAGGUCGGUAAAUCACGCAACCCAUGGAGCUUUGACUACUUCGAGCUUCGCAACAUCUGCAUUGCCUGGGAAGCAGUCUUCGUACCGAUCGUUAACGCGGUGCGUGCUUCCUAUAGCGUCAAAGGUCGACGACACUACGGUCGUCUUGCACUCUACAUCGAAGAACGGUGCCCAUCCGCUCUCGCAUUCCCGAAGGGCAACGUAAUGGUACCUGAGGGAAGCUUGAUGUCGCCCACUCCUUAUCGUAUCGUUUCCAUGCCAAAGAAAGUGAUCCGUGAUGACGGCGCAACAUUCCACAGGCGUGUUGAGAGUGCCGGCGUGCUCACACGAAAGCAUUACGACGAAACCGAGAAGGAACUUCGCGACGUGUACCCUCAGUACGGCGGUUUGGUCGAGCGACCCAAGUUCAAACACAAGAUGGAGGAAUGGUUGAAUGAACAACGAGCGCGAGCCGACCGUAGAAAGGCGGCAGAUAUCACUGGUGACGUGAAGAGUUUCCAGCCCCAGAUGUUGAAUCGCGGCGGUAGCCUAAGCCCUGUAAAGGAGAGCUCUCCUGCUAAACACCAGAACAGACAAGGCAAAGACGGCAACGAGAGCCCAAUUAAACGAUACUCAGAUAGUAUUCGUCGCUCGCUGUCUCGAGGCGUGACCAGAAUGGCAUCAAAGGAGGAGCCGAAGAGUCCGUUGCACGGUGUGACACGACAGCUCCAUGUUCCUAAUGAAGGUCCAGCUCGCCGCCCGUCGGGCGCUCGAGAGCUCUCAUCGGCUGAGAGACAUGCGAGCCUCGCUUCAUACGAGUCGUCAGAUACUACCAUGAUCACGCCAUGGCCGCGUCCCGAUACAGAGCGCAAGCCAUCCGAGCAAAGCGUCUUCACUUUGAUCCGUAACUCAAAUCCUUUCAGCCUAUCCGAUAGCCCUCAAACCAACCAAACACAUCAUAAUACGGACGUGUCAGAAUCUUCGCCGAAGAUUCAAUUGGAUGCUGUACCGCAACCACUACAUCGUGAGUACCGAUGUGGUGUACGGGUUGCACCACGGGUCUUGGAGAAAAGUUCUUACGCAGAUGUGCGGGUACCAAGCUAUGAGGGCAGCGGCUGGGACGACGAGAUCUCGUUGACGAAGCUUCACACUGUGCGUGAGGAUGCUGUUCGUAAUCUGCAAUGUAUUCAGCCUGCAAAACCAGCCACAAGGCUUCCUGUUCCCAUCAACCCAGCUGCAUAUGCCGGCAAUCUUCGUAUCGCUUCGAAGGACAGCCACUUCAAGGAAACACCCAAAUCUCUUGCCUGGCCAGGCACUUCUCCUCCUAAUGCAACAGCAUGGCCUGGGAUGGACGAGUUGAUUCCGUCCGUACCAUCUAAGAGUCCCGACAGACGGAACAACACCCGGGGCUAUGUCAGCAGUUCUCGUCCUCAACAGCUUAUGCGCGAUAAAUCUGAUCGUGGUAUGACUCGUAUCGUUUCGAAGGAAAAUAUCCGCUCAGCACUCAGAGGUAGCUCCCGAGACAGCUCAGCCGAAGACCUCACCCUGCAGCCUCCCAUACGCAACCUUCAAGUACAGAAUAGGACCAUGAGUCCUGGCGGUACCGGGCUGCAGACGUACAACACGAAUUUUUUCCCACGUAGGGACGAGCGCAAAGGAACGCUAGUAGGCGGGUGGGUUGGUACAGAAAAGUGCAGAGAUGCGCCUGGCGGUCUCUAUGAGAUGGAUACAUUCAGCAGAGCGAGAAAUGGUGAGGACUUGCAGGGUACAACUUCAGGAAGUAAUACACGAUACCAUGAGAGGUACCACGGAAUGCAUGAGCCCGAAGACCGUUGCAGCUUCGAGAAACGGAUCUAA
This is a messenger RNA of Alternaria atra, 2286 nucleotides long. RefSeq lists its product as uncharacterized. Bases 1 to 2286 code for a protein of 761 amino acids. The transcript has a single exon. Lineage: Eukaryota; Fungi; Ascomycota; Dothideomycetes; Pleosporales; Pleosporaceae. The record is from RefSeq and is a predicted model, not a curated record.